AUGGGCUCUCCUUCUACCUGCUAUGACGUUCUAAUCCUUGGCGAUGGUCCUGCUGGACUGUCUGCAGGCCUGGCUUUGGCUCGUGGUGGCCAUUCAGCGAUCUUCCUGACCUCGGGAUCCUAUCGUAACCAUGGAGUGACUGCCCUCCAUAAUGUUAUCGGACAUGACGGGGAGAGUCCCGCUCAGUUUCGCGCCGGGGCCCGAGAACAGUUGUUACGGAAGUAUCCAACCAUCAAUGUGGCAGAGGGGCAUACGAUCGUUCACGCGAGCCGGGAAAAGCUCCCUCUUCAUGGUGGCGAAGCGGCUGGCUUCCGACUCCAAUCGGCCCAGGAGGAUCUGGAGGGAUUUCAGGCUUGUUGGCCGUCCCAUAUUUACCACUGCCUAUUCUGCGAUGGGUUGGAGAGGAUGCAACUGGACGCCGGAGUCGCCGUCCUGGCAUACCCCUGGAAACCGAUCUACGGCUAUCUGGCGCUACAGGCCGCCUCAUUUAAGCCCGCACGGGUGGUGAUCUUGACCAACGGUGUCCCUGUGACGGACCAGCAAAGGGAAACAUUGAAACUGGCCUGUGCGAUGGGAUGCACCAUCAACGACCGACCGAUCGGUCGGCUCCUGCCCCCGGCCACGGCGCAGUCUCAGUCCCAGGUCCCCCAGGACACAAGCUCGGUGACCGUCAAAUUUGCAGAUGGGAGCUGGGACAAAUUCGCCUUUCUGAUCAACAAGCCCAAAAGCGACAUUGUCUCCAAGGAUCUAGCAACGGAGCUGGGACUUGAGCUAGAGCACUCGCCGCAGUUCGGCACCACCAUCAAACGCCGGGAACCGUGCGGCGAAACUAAUAUUCCUGGUCUCUACGUGAUCGGUGAUGCCGGAACCCAUGCCAAGCAGAUCGUCGUGGCCAUGGCGCAGGGUAUGUACGCAGUGGACAGUCUGUGGGCUGAGUUGAUCACGGAGGAUACUCAAAUGCAGGUCAAGGAGCUGUCAUUCUGUGUUUCCCACACUAGGAUCCCUAAAUACUCGAGCCCGUAUAAGGCCUGGCAGGCGACGGUACAGCUGCAGGAUAACGGCUUGCGUGUACUGGCCACUGUUAUUACGGGUGCACGAAGACUCGGAUUACAUCGCCUGGGGGAUGCUCCUUUGAAUGCUUCCACUUCUCCAUAUGGCUUUGCUGCCACAGAGCCAUCGCACAUUCGCACUGAUAUUGGAAUUCGCAUUUGGUGGACUCUUGUCUUGAGGGAUUGGUCGCGUGGCCAAGCUCUUGGCUACUAUACUGUCCGUCACUCCCAUUUCAAUACCCGGAUGCCGUUACACAUCAAUGAUGACGACCUGAUCCAAGCAUGCUCCAAGAUUUCCGAGCGUCCACGAUCCGAAUUCACCAUGCUCUCCUGUACAAUACAUGCGCUGGAACUAUCUAUCAUUGUGCGAGAAUCGAUUGAUAUUGAGGAUAGUGGCAACGAAGCUUCUCUACGGCGCCAGCAUCUAAAUGAAAGGUACGAAAAGUACGUGGCAGACUUGCCAUCUUACUUUAGGCUGGGAAGUGCUGUUGAGCUCACAGCUAUGGGUCCCAUGGCCGCCAUUCCGGUGCAGCGGUUUAUGGUACAUCAGCAGCUAUGGAGUCUACUGCUUCGUCUGCACCGAGCUACUCUCUCCUCUCCCAUGGGACGGGCGUCUUGUCAACAGUUGGCUCAUAAUAUAAUCAACACACAAGCCCAAAUUCAAGCUCGAUGCACGGUUUGUGACUCAUUGUCCAUCAACGAAACGCAACUCUUCAACGCUACCGUUGUGCUGGUCUUGGGACUCCUAUUUGAUUCCCCACCAAAUCAUAUUCGGGAGGCUAUUGAACUAUUGCGCUCAAAGAUAUCACUUGGUCCAUCCAUUGAGGGCACUACCUCCCAAGAUCCGCAUCAAAGCUCGGCGUCACGUAGUGUUUUGGCUCUUGAGGCACUCAUGAAAUUGGAAGAGAAUGGGCUUUCUGAACAAUCAAACAAGAAUCGAUCUAUCCACUCUCAGGUGGUAGAAGUCCUGAAGACUCUGAAUAAUCCAAUCGCCCAGGCUGAUUCAUCGAUAUUGAGGCCUUUAACUAUGAGGAACAAUCCUCUGGCUCUCUCUAUAUCUACCUCAUAUAAUGUCUCUGAUCUAGAUGUCAUGCCCAUUGUUUCCAAUCAGCUGAGUCCUAAUCUGUGGGACUUUCUGGACUUCCAGCUACCAGAAGAUGCAGAGAAGGAGAUUCUCUUGCCUAUGGUUGGAGACCCUCACGGGUGUACCGGGCUUACCAAUACAUUAUAUACCAGCCAAAGCAACAAUCUAUCAGAAACACUUUUGACAAACAAAUCACCAUCUUCUCUGGGACUCGAGCCUACGUUGGGCUCUACGAUGACCCCUUUAAGCGCUGAUGCUUUUGCAUCUGUUGACUUUUUAGAUGUCAUGGCAAAUGACACUGAUAUUCUCCAUGACGGGAUGCUAGAUGACUAUUUACUCGAGAACUAA
Messenger RNA from Penicillium malachiteum, 2481 nucleotides. RefSeq lists its product as uncharacterized. The transcript has 6 exons. The coding region runs from base 1 to 2481 and encodes 826 amino acids. NCBI's taxonomy places the organism in Eukaryota, Fungi, Ascomycota, Eurotiomycetes, Eurotiales, Aspergillaceae. The record is from RefSeq and is a predicted model, not a curated record.